Molecule: messenger RNA, 2214 nt
Organism: Polychytrium aggregatum
Lineage: Eukaryota; Fungi; Chytridiomycota; Chytridiomycetes; Polychytriales
Product: armadillo-type protein
Exons: 14
Coding region: 1-2214 (737 amino acids)
Biological process (GO): tRNA export from nucleus; protein phosphorylation
Cellular component (GO): cytoplasm
Molecular function (GO): protein kinase activity; ATP binding
Source: RefSeq, a predicted model, not a curated record
AUGAGCGUCUUCGAGUUUGCCAAAUCCACCAUAUCCAGAGCCAUCGGCUCUGCCGCCGGCCCCGCCCUGCCCUUUUCCAUCGGAGAGCCGAUCUCGUCGAGCCCCUCGAGUCUCUGGGCCAUCCACCGUGGCACGAAAAAGGACGACAAUACCCCCGUAUCUGUCUUUGUCUUUGACUGUGCGCGAUUCAAAGACAAGGUUGCCAUCGCCCGCAACUGUCUCAAGCGAUUCAAGACCAUUCGCCAUCCCGACAUUCUCAAGUUUAUCGAUGGCGUUGAAACCGACAGCCAGAUUAUAAUCGGCACCGAAGCCGUCGAGCCUCUGAGCUCGCAGCUUGCCGAAUCCUCCAACGAGAACAUGACCGCGUGGGGACUGUUCAAGAUUGGACGCGCCAUCAAGUUCCUGAACACCGAUUGCUCAAUAAUCCAUGCCAAUGUCCGUAUCGAUUCGAUCUUUGUGACCAAGGCCGGCGAAUGGAAACUCGGUGGGCUGGAGUUACUGUGCUCGUUGAAAGAAGAGCGGCCAUUUGUGGUAGACUAUGGCAACAGCCUGCCGGACUCUUCAAAGUACAUUCCCCCCGAGUUCCGCAACGGAAGUUGGUCGAUGGUCAAGAGCAUUCCUGUGUGGGCGAUUGAUUCCUGGCAGUACGGCUGUUUGCUCUACGAAAUCUUCAACCAGCCGUUCUCGCGCCCAGAGGAGCUCGCAAAGAAGGGCGCGAUUCCCCAGUCGCUUGCCUUGGCAUACAAAGGACUGCUCAACAGCGACCCCAGAUCGCGCAUGGAUAUCGAAACUGUGCUGGAGCGUGGCGACCGCCAGGGUGGAUACUUUGACAAUGACUUUGUCAAAGUCAGUAUCUUCCUCGAGCAAAUCGCCAUGAAGGACGCUCAUGAAAAGGAUCAGUUUCUGAGGAAAAUCGACGCCUCCAUCGACACUUUCCCCACAGACUUUUGCAAGUACAAGAUACUGCCAGAGUUGAUCAAUGCCCUGGAAUUCGGCGGGGCAGGUGCCAAGGCCCUGACGCCCAUCCUGAAGAUUGGGUCUAAGAUGACGCACGAAGAGUUCGACUCGCUGAUCACGCCGAUUAUCGUGCGGCUCUUUUCCUCCAACGACCGGUCGAUCCGCUCGAGCCUGUGCGAGAACCUCGGCCACUUUGUCGAGCACCUGAGCACUAAAGUUGUCAACGACAAGAUUUUUCCAAACCUGGCGACUGGAUUUGGCGACACUAGCGCGCUUAUACGAGAGCUGACACUCAAGUCCAUUCUGCUGAUCAUUGGCAAACUGAGCGAACGUGUCAUCAACAACGACCUCCUACGCUAUCUGGCCAAACUCCAGACGGACGAAGAACCCGGCAUUCGAACGGUAGGCCUGUGCACGAACACCACCAUUUGUCUUGGCAAGAUCAGCAAGCAUCUGAGCGACUCUACUCGCAAGAAAAUUCUGAUUCCGGCAUUCACACGAUCGCUGCACGAUCCCUUCCCGCCAUCCCGAAACGCGGGCCUCCUUGCCCUGGCCGCCACCCAAGACUAUUACGACGCCACCGAUAUUGCACUGAAGGUCUUGCCUCAUAUGUCCCCGCUGCUUGUCGACAAUGAACGAAAUAUCCGCGAGCAGGCAUUCAAGGCCUUUGACGUCUUCAUCAAGAAACUAGAGGCCCACUCCAAGUCCAUGCCAGAGCCACAGGCCCCCGCGGUCUCCCCUGCUGCCCAAGUCCCUUCUGCCACAGCCCCUGCCGCCACAAGCAACCCAGCCCAAGCUGGCCCUGCAUCGAGCCCCGCAGACUCGUGGUCGUCGUGGUCGGCAGUGUCAGUCCUAUCGAGCAAGCUCACCAACACCAUCAUCGGCUCUGCUGGCGCCCCAGCGACACCCACACCGGGAUCAGGCAUCGGCGCUCCUCCAAGCGCUGGACCAGCAGGCCAGGCUCGCCCCGUCGCUCUCGAUCGAGCUGCCAGUGCCUCGCCGCAGAUCCGCACAAACCCCCCGACCCAGUACGGCGCAAAUAACGCCUCGGCCAGCAGGCCCGCUGCAAGCAACGGUCAAAGCUCCAGCAGCAAACCGACGGCCGGCGAUGGCUGGAACGACGACGACACCGGUGGAUGGGAUGUCGAUGAGGAAGCGGACUAUGACGAUGGAUGGGGUGGGUGCCAAUCGUCUUGCGAGUGGACUCGUUGGUAUCUGAUGGUGCUUUCGACGUCGGUGGCGGCUGGGGCCGCCUGA